Messenger RNA from Scomber scombrus (Atlantic mackerel), 2511 nucleotides. RefSeq names its product G-protein coupled receptor family C group 6 member A-like. Gene Ontology annotation, molecular function: G protein-coupled receptor activity. Bases 1 to 2511 code for a protein of 836 amino acids. Gene Ontology annotation, cellular component: membrane. The record is from RefSeq and is a predicted model, not a curated record. Gene Ontology annotation, biological process: G protein-coupled receptor signaling pathway. The transcript has 6 exons. Lineage: Eukaryota; Metazoa; Chordata; Actinopteri; Scombriformes; Scombridae.
AUGAGCAUAUUUUGCCUGUGUUCAGGAGAGAAUGUCUUUCUGCAUGCAUAUUCUCCAGGGGAUAUCAUCAUUGGAGGACUUUUCCCUAUUCACUUAAACACCAAUAGAACAACAACGCCAGGACCAAUCUCCUGUACUGCCUAUGAUAUUAAAAUCUUCCUACACACUCAAGUGUUGAUAUACGCAAUCAGAGAAAUAAACCGAGGCACACCAAGGGCUCUACCCAACAUCACCAUUGGAUAUGACAUCUAUGACACUUGUGGAGAUGUCACCUUGGCCAUUAGAGCCACACUGAAGCUGCUGGAGAACCAGUCACACCCUCAGAGCUGUUUCCCUGUAAACAUUCAAUCUGCUUUACCUGAACCCAGAACAAAGGUGGUGAUUGGUGAGAGGUUUUCUGAAGUGUCCAUAGCUGUCGCACGAGUUGUUGCUCUGUCAUCAGUUGCCCAGAUUAGUCAUGCAUCGACGAGUGAGCUUCUCAGCAAGAAGUUGAAGUUCCCCACUUUUCUCCGUACAGUAUCGAGUGAUGAAUAUCAGACAAAGGCCAUUGCUGAGCUGGUGAAGAAGUUCAACUGGAAAACAGUGGCCAUUAUAGGAAGUGAUGAUGAGUAUGGGAAGUAUGGCAGUGAUCGGCUUAGGGACAACUUAAUUAAAAUGAAGGACAUCUGCAUUGAAUUUAUUGACAUACUGCCCGGUUACUUUUCCAAGAACACACCCCAAGCCGUUAAGAAGUUGGAGAAUAUGGUCAGCAAACUCAAAAAUUCCUCUGCCGAAGCCAUUGUCCUGUUCACCAAGGCCUCCAAUGUUGCAAUCAUUAUAAAAAAAGCUAUUCAAUACAACAUCAACAGAACUUGGAUUGCAAGUGAUACAUGGUCCACCUCGUCAAAGAUCUCAGCAAUGCGAGACAUUGAGAGGGCCGGGCAGGUUUUCGGAUUCAUCUUUAAGAAGAAUGAGGUGCCUGGUUUUAAGGACUACGUCAUGUCAAUGUUCAGUGGAACCACCAAUACCAUCCUUGAACAUUAUCUGACUAAAUAUCCAUUCUGUUCGGGUCAGUCUAAGGACAACAACUUGUUCACAAACUGCCAACGGGGGUCAAAGCGGUGUCUGGACCCAAGCUGCUUGGCCAGUUACAUUGACCAGGAUGAAUCAUACAGUUUGUACUUAGCUGUACAAGUCAUCGUUGAAGGUCUCAGACGUUUGCUGAAAUGCAACAACCAACAGUGUCAACGCAGUGCCAAGUUUACAGCCUCCGAGCUUCUCAUGGAAAUCAGGAGAGUCAACUUCACUGUGGACACCACGCAUAUAUUCUUUGACUCCCAUGGAGACCCCAGUUUGGGAUAUGACAUUGUAUAUUGGAACAUGACUCAAUCCAUGCAGCCCAUGCGCAUAGAAACCAUUGGAGAGUACUGGCCAAAUGGAAAAAUUCACGUCCCAGAUGAUCUUGUUAAAAAAAUGCGCACAGAAAUGGUGAGUGCUUACCACUGCUCUAAGAAGUGUAAACCAGGACAAGAGCUGAAAAAGCAAGAUGGCCGUUGCUGCUAUCGGUGUGUUUCAUGUUUAGAAGGAGACUUUUCCUUGGGGGACCGUGGGGAGUGUAAACCCUGCAGCACGGAUCAGUAUUCAUCUCAAGAAAGGAAUAAGUGUUUGAAUAAAACUAUUGUAUUCCUAGCUUGGAAAGAUCCCUUCACUGUAAUUUUGAGUUCAUUUGCAGUCUUGGGGAUCAUUAUUACUGUUGCGUUUGCUGUUUUGUUUACGAUCUAUCGUAGCACUCCCGUUGUAAAGGCGGUCGGAGGUUACUUGUGUUUCUUGGAGCUUUUUUCCUUGCUGGCCUGCUUCUGCCUUACAUUCAGCUUCAUAGGAAAACCCACUAAGGCUUCCUGCAUGCUUGGCCUGCCUUUGUUCGGCAUAGCCUUUUCCCUCUGUAUCUCCUGCAUUCUGGCCAACCUGCUCCAAAUCUUAGUAGGCUUCAGCUUUGACUUGGAGAUAGGAUCCUGGCUAAAGAGGCUCAAUCAACCGGUGGCUUUGGUGGCCAUUAUCUCCGGGAUCCAGUUGGCCUUGUGUGUGCCAUGGCUGUACUUUAACCACCCAUAUCCAAAAGAGGAAAGAGCAAUUAAGACCAUCCUGCUGCACUGUCAUAAAGGCUCCAUUGCUUUCUUUAUAGCCAUGUUAUGUUACAAUGCUCUCUUGGCCUUCAUCUGUUUCCUGUUUGCAUUCAAAGGAAAGCAACUGCCAGAUUUAUAUAAAAAUGCAAGUUUAAUCACCAUCAGUAUGCUUCUGUUUCUAAUCAUUUGGAUCGUCUUCACCCCUGUUUAUAUCAGUUCGAUUGGGAAAUAUGAACAAGCAAUAGAAAUCGCCGCCAUUCUCAUUUCUACCUACAGCAUCCUCGUAUGUCACUUGGCCCCCAAGUGUUACAUUAUGGUGUUCAAAAAGGAGAUUAAUAAUGAGAACGCCAUUACUGAGUAUAUUAGGAAGCAUUAUGAGCAGAAAGGUAUCAGUGUGGUGAAAUCCUGA